GCCACGUGUCUCCGAGUAUCUAAAUUCAGGCAGCGGCUCUUUAUCUUUCCUUUUCUACCAAGUAAACCCACGGGGUUGGGAGCAGCAAGAAUCAUCGUGUCAACCACUUCAUUACAUUCCAGAUAAAAUGAAACUCUACAGGGAUAUUAUCUCCGGAGAUGAAAUGUUCUCGGACAUCUAUAAAAUUACAGAAUCACCGGAUGGCGUAUUCUACGAAGUUGAAGGAAAGCUUGUCACCAGAUCGGACAACAUUGAUGAGUCGGUCUUUGCAGGCAACCCAUCGGCGGAAGGUUCGGAACAAUGUGACGAUGGCACCUCGGUCAGUGGAGUGGACAUAGUCUUGAAUCACAAACUGCAGUCGGUGGCGUACACAAAGGAUGCCUACAAAGGCUGUAUCAAAGGAUACACUAAGAUGCUCAGGGACAGGCUGGCAGCGGACAACCCUGAAAAGGCAAAGGACUUUGUGGUGAAAGCUCAAAAGGAGUUCAAGAGCUACAUCUUGCCCAAACUGAAAGAGUGUGAGUAUUUUUUAGGAGAGUCGAUGAACCAUGAUGCCAUGGUUGCCCUACUGGACUACCGUGAGGACGGCAACACCCCCUACAUGAUCUUCUUCAAGGACGGCCUGGAGAUGGAGAAAUGCUAACACUUCCUACGUCUGACCGUUUUCGCUCGUUGCUGGUUGCCACUAUCGGUAUGGACCCCAAAGAUCACCGGCUGGACCUCAUUUGGAAUGGAAGUGUUUUUAACUUUCACCAGCCUAUGGACUGCAUUUUCAAAUUAUUGAUAUUUUUGGAAUGGUGGGUUAUUUAAGCUUAAUGGUGAACUGCAGUUUGAAGAUUUAUAUAUAUUUUUUAUUCCACCUCCCCCCUUCCUGCAAGUACACUACAUUGCUACGGGUCAAAUUCUUCUCUUCAGCUGCAUCUGAACCUGCUGCUCCCCACCCAAAGCCCUGUUGAGGAUUUCUGCACAUUAAAUUCUACUGAAAAUGUGUCUUGUAGCAUGUGGCUGCUUGACAGUUUCUGUUGAGCAUCACAAGUGCAGAGUUUACUGGUUUCAUUGUUACUGAGAAUAUAAUUUAUCAAAUAAAGCCAUUUAUUAUGUUUAA
This is a messenger RNA of Conger conger (European conger), 1105 nucleotides long. Its product is annotated as translationally-controlled tumor protein homolog. NCBI's taxonomy places the organism in Eukaryota, Metazoa, Chordata, Actinopteri, Anguilliformes, Congridae. Gene Ontology annotation, molecular function: calcium ion binding. The record is from RefSeq and is a predicted model, not a curated record. The coding region runs from base 128 to 643 and encodes 171 amino acids. Gene Ontology annotation, cellular component: cytoplasm. The transcript has 6 exons.